Acanthosepion pharaonis is the source of this 708-nucleotide messenger RNA. The record is from the annotation of a GenBank genome assembly. NCBI's taxonomy places the organism in Eukaryota, Metazoa, Mollusca, Cephalopoda, Sepiida, Sepiidae.
AUGAGUGUGUUAUUGCCUCCUCUAUCUUUUCUUUCUUUCUUUAUUUCUUUUGUUCGUUCUUUCGAUCUUUUUUUAUUCUUUUGUUCUUUCUUUCUUUCAUUCGUUUGUUCAUUCUUUCAUUCUUUCUUUUUUUCUUUUGAUUCGUUUGUUCUUUCUUUCAUUCGUUCGUUCUUUCAUUCGCUCUUUCAUUCGUUCGUUCUUUCAUUCGCUCUUUCUUUCAUUCGUUCGUUCUUUCUUUCUUUCAUUCGUUUGUUCGUUCUUUCAUUCUUUCUUUUUUCCUUUCAUUUGUUCUUUCUUUCUUUCAUUCGUUCGUUCUUUCAUUCGCACUUUCUUUCAUUCGUUCGUUCUUCCAUUCGUUCGUUCUUUCAUUCGCUCUUUCCUUCAUUCGUUCUUUCUUUCUUUCAUUCGUUUGUUCGUUCUUUCAUUCUUUCUUUUUUCCUUUCAUUUGUUCUUUCUUUCUUUCAUUCGUUCGUUCUUUCAUUCGCUCUUUCUUUCUUUCUUUCAUUUCGUUUGUUCGUUCUUUCAUUCUUUCUUUUUUCCUUUCAUUUGUUCUUUCUUUCUUUCAUUCGUUCGUUCUUUCAUUCAUUUGUUCUUUCAUUCGUUCCUUCUUUCAUUCGUUUUUUCAUUCGUUCUUUCUUUAAUUCGUUUAUUCUUUCAUUAGUUUGUUCUUUUUUUUUUACUUUCCCUAAAAUCAAACAACGCCUUUGA